UUUUUAAUUGUUUUUAAUCAUUUUUUUUUCUUUCUUUCACUUAUCGAAGGUGGGGGAAGGGACAGGCACUUGCGCAGAAAAUAGAAAAAAUAAAAAGAAAAGAGGGAGAGAAUUCAAGGUUUUUUCAGCUUUGUUAAUGGCGGUUAGGGUUUUCAAUUGAUCCCCUCCAAAAGGAACCUUAAUCCCUCACGCAUAAUAUUUCAGUUCCCGCGCUUUCUCUUUCUUGUCGUUUCCGAAAAUCCCUAAUUCUAGGUUCCCCGAGCCUCUCAAUUUAACUUCGAUUUUUCAGUCUCUACGAUUCCUAGUGGUUAUUUGGGAUUCGAAAAUUUUGAAACCGGAGGGCGAGAAGCUGCGAUGGGCACUCAAGAGAAAUCUCAAGGCAACGCCAAUUCGAUGCAGCGAGUAAAGGUCUAUCGUUUGAAUGAGGAUGGUAAAUGGGAUGAUCAAGGAACCGGGCAUGUCACUGUUGAUUAUUUGGAGAUGAAAAUGUGUUCUUCCUUUUACAUGAAUGCAUAUGUUAUAAUUCAGAGAUCGGAAGAGCUGGCUUUGUUUGUUUUUGAUGAAGAAGACAAUGAGACAUUGCUUUUGCACCGCAUCAGCCCUGAUGACAUUUAUAGAAAGCAAGAAGACACAAUCAUAUCAUGGAGAGAUUCGGAAUAUUCUACAGAAUUAGCACUUAGUUUUCAGGAGAACACAGGAUGCUCUUACAUAUGGGACCACAUCUGUAAUGUGCAAAGAAAUAUGCAUUUCAGUUCUCUUAACAAUGAGACAUUUCAUACAAUGCAUAGUGAGUUGAGGGAGUUGCCAGCUGUGGAGCUAUCCACCCUCCCCAUAAUCCUCAAGACUGUGACUGAGAGUGGCCUUGCUGAUCAGAUGCGGCUGACAGAACUUAUAUUAAAUGAUCUAGAUUUCUUCCAGAAGCUGAUGGAGCUAUUUAGAAUCUGUGAAGACUUGGAAAAUAUAGAUGGUCUUCACGUGAUAUUUAAAAUAGUCAAGGGGAUAAUUUUGCUCAAUAGUCCUCAAGUUUUGGAGAAAAUAUUUGGGGAUGAAUUAAUCAUGGAUAUUAUUGGUUCCCUUGAAUAUGAUCCUGAUUUUCCUCAGGCGCAACACUAUAGGAAUUUUCUAAAAGAACAUGUUAUUUUUAAGGAGGUCAUUCCAAUUAAAAAUCUGAUGGUCCUGUCAAAGAUACACCAGACAUACCGAGUUGGUUAUCUGAAGGAUGUUGUUUUGGCAAGGGUAUUGGAUGAGGCCACGGUUGCCAGUCUCAAUUCUAUAAUUCAUUCAAAUAAUGCUUUUGUUAUUUCUUUAUUGAAGGAUGACAGCACCUUUAUUCAGGAAUUGUUUGCAAGGUUGAGAUCACCUACCACAUCUGCUGAAUCAAAGAAAAAUUUGGUAUAUUUCUUGCUUGAAUUUUGUAGUUUAAGCAAGAGCCUGCAGAUGGUGCAGCAGCUUCGACUAUUUAGGGAUCUUGCGAAUGAAGGUAUCUUUGAUAUUAUCACUGAUGCUCUGCAGAGUCAAGAUAAAAAGCUUGUACUAACUGGGACAGACAUCCUCAUUCUGUUCUUGAAUCAGGAUCCAAACCUUCUGCGCUCUUAUGUUGUUCACCAGGAAGGAGUUCCACUUUUAGGGCUUCUGGUUAAAGGGAUGAUAACAGAUUUUGGAGAAGAUAUGCACUGCCAGUUUCUUGAAAUUAUUCGUAGUUUACUGGAUUCAUUCACAUUGUCAGGAGCUCAGAAAGAUACAAUUAUUGAUAUUUUUUAUGAGAAGCAUUUGGGCCAGCUAAUUGAUGUCAUAAUAUUAUCAUGUCCUUCUGAUGGGGCUGGCCAGUCAACCAGUAAAUUGGCAGGCAUUGCGGGAAGAGUUGAAAGUGAAAAUAGGACAAAGCCUGAAAUUCUGUCAAACAUAUGUGAAUUGCUGUGCUUUUGUGUUGUGAAUCAUCCUUAUAGAAUAAAGUGUAAUUUUCUUCUUAACAACGUUAUAGACAAAGUUUUGUUACUUACACAGAGAAGGGAAAAAUACCUAGUAGUUGCUGCAGUUCGCUUUGUUCGCACUAUUCUCUCUCGUCAUGAUGAACAUCUGAUAAGUCAUUUUGUCAAGAACAAUCUUCUCAAACCAGUUGCAGAUGCUUUUGUUGCUAAUGGAAAUCGUUACAAUUUGCUGAACUCUGCGGUCUUAGAACUUUUUGAAUAUAUCCGCAAGGAAAACCUGAAAUUAUUGGUUAAAUAUAUAGUUGAUUCAUUUUGGAAUCAGUUGGUUAAGUUUGAGUAUUUGGCUUCUGUUCACUCUUUGAAAGUUAAAUACGAGCAGUGCCUGGAAAAUUGUGGAACUAAAAUGAAUGUUAAUGCACUGGACCCCAGAAAACGAAUUGAUGAGCGUGCUCUGGAGAAAGAGGAGGAAGACUAUUUUAACGAGGACAGUGAUGAAGACGAUACAACAUCUGCAUCCCAUACUCAGAAAGUGCAAUCUCAGCCUGUUUUUUCCAAUGGAGUUGCUGUGAGCCACCCGUCAUUAAGCCCAAGAUCUGGCGGACUUGUUGACUAUGAUGAUGAUGAGGAUGAUGAAGACUACAGACCACCUCCCAGGAAGCAGACUGAAACCUCGGAGGAGGAUGAAGGAACCAUGGAGUCCCUUAGGUUGAAGCGUAAGUUGACUAAGGAAAGGGAACCUGAGCUAGCUAAGAAGCAGCGUUUGUGUAAAAGCUCUAAAUCAAGAGAUAGUGUAUUUGCGGUUUUGUGUUCAACCCUAAGCCAAGCAGUGCUUCCUAGUAAGAAAACUGCAAAUGCCAUUCAUUUAUCUACUCGGUCAGCUGAGGUGAACUUAGGUGAGGCAAAUCAUCUGGAGAAGGAAUCUGGCAGUCCCAGAAGUUCUGAUAACAAUAGUACAGAAGGGGACAACCUUAGAGAGAAGGAAUCUCCUAGACACUGUUCAGAGUGCUUGCAUAGCCCCUCAGACAAUAGACAAUUAAGUGGAGACGACUGUCCGUUGAUACCGCCAACAUCCUCAGCUGAAAUGGCUGUAAAUGGAUCGUAAGUUAUUACGCAGACUCAAUGUGCGCAGGGUAACUUGUUUUCUUGUUUGUGAAUGUGCUUGGUGACUAAACAGUCUUGGGCAACCAAAGACAAAGUGGACUACAAAAAAGAAUUGGAUGCGGAGAAAGUCAGAAAGUGGAUGAAUGGUUUGUCGGAGGGGAUGAUCAUGUAUAUUGCGCCUGUGGGCAUGAAGAAAUUGUACUCAAUUAUGCGGCCCAGUCAGUCUACCAGGCCUUUCUGAUGCUUUGAGCUGAGCUAGGAAUUUCUUCUUUGAGCCGCUCCGACUGUUGCAUCUGUAAAAACAUUACCUUUUUGUCUAAUUUUUCCCUUUAAAAAAAAAUGUGUUCUUGUCCUGUUUAGCUUUGUGAACCAACUGAUAGAUUUUGGGCAUUAAUAUUUGCCCUGAAUAGUAUCAGGGUCCCUUUGUUGUUCAGUUUUGUGGUGGGAGAGAGAGAGAGAGAGGGUUUAGGAUGAUGGUUAUAAGGCCAAAUUUUCUUAAUUGUAACUGAAACCACCUGUAAAUUAGAACUUGGUGUUACGCAACUUCAAUUAAAUCAGCAAAACUCAAAAUUUAUUCCAAAUUUAUGCCUAACUUUGGCAAGUUAUUACUUCAUUCUCUCUUCGUUGUCUGGUUUAGCUUGUUCUUGCUGUUAUUCCUCCUUUUAUCAUCUUCAUGUUUUUAGUCCGAUCGUAAAUCAAAGAACAAAGAACAUCGAGCUUGGCCAGGGGUACCCACUGAAAGAGACUGGCGAAAAAAUGGCGAAAAAUGGAUCAAGAGAAUCGCCACCAGGUCCGCAA
Durio zibethinus is the source of this 3827-nucleotide messenger RNA. RefSeq lists its product as uncharacterized. The record is from RefSeq and is a predicted model, not a curated record. Gene Ontology annotation, cellular component: protein phosphatase 4 complex; nucleoplasm. Gene Ontology annotation, molecular function: protein phosphatase activator activity. Gene Ontology annotation, biological process: protein dephosphorylation. Lineage: Eukaryota; Viridiplantae; Streptophyta; Magnoliopsida; Malvales; Malvaceae.